GGGAAGGUAUGGGAGGUAAAGCGAACAGACCGGCAGAAGUAAACAUUCCAAGUUGUGCAGUGCACGUGCGAGGAGCUGUCCGAUCCUGCACCAUGGAGAAUUCGCUGCUGUGCACCGAGAGUCUGAGCGUGAACCGCGGAGGACACGACCCGGUCAUCUUCGCCGACUCGCGGGUGCUCGAAAACCUGCUGGCCGAGGAGGGCCGCACGCUCAUCGAGCAGGACUACUUCAAGACUGUCCAGAAGGACAUCACCCCUAACAUGCGAUCUGUCGUAGUCAGCUGGAUGAUGGAGGUCUGCGAGGAGUUGGCGUGCGACACCCUUGUAUUCCCUCUGUCGGUGCGGCUACUGGAUCUGUUCUUGGCAAAAAUCGAAACACCAAGAUGCAACCUGCAGCUCUUGGGGGCCGUCUGCCUGCACGUCGCCUCCAAACUCAGGAGCACCCAGUUGAUAGCCACAGAAACCAUGGUCUACUACACAGACAACAGCAUUCAGGCGGCUGAUAUGAAUAAAUUGGAGUUGAUGCUUUUGAUGGUGCUGGGCUGGAACGUGACCCCGGUGACCUCGGCCGACUUCGUCGAACACAUUUUGUCCAGGGUAGCCUGGUCGUCUGAGAAGAAGGUCCUCAGGCAACACGCCCACGUUCUCGCGCAACUCUGCUGUUCCAAUGCUGACCCAGAACUGAUCAAACUUAGACCGUCAGCCGUGGCCUGUGGCGCAUUGGUGGCCGCCGCCAGAGGCCUCAACAUCCCUUCCAAAGACAAAGUGCUGGCCCACGUGUGUCACCUGGCCAAAACGGAGACGCACGAGGUCCUGUACGUGGCGGAGCGAGUCGAGGCCAACGUGCGGGAACACCAGCGGGCGGCCGGCGUGCAGCCGCAGGUGACCCAGCAGCACCAGAAGCACAUGGCCAGCUCGGGAAACUCUAACACGGCUUUGGACAUCAUCAUCGACGACAGUGCCGACGCUGAGGCUUCGAAGCCGGCAACGCCCACCGACAUACAGGACAUCUACUUUGACUGAUGCUCCAAAGCCGCUUGAUCCGUCUGAAAUAAGAAAAGUGCCUUGAUUCAAUUGAGAAAAAGAAAAUAGACUAUGAAAAAAAUGACUCUCUGAUCUCAACAGCGCCGACAAACAUUUUCAGUUCGUGGAGAAUUUUUAGUGCUUGAUUUUUUUUUUACUUUUAAUUUUUCAAUACGUUUGGAAAAUUUAAAAAAAAAACUUCUACUAGCAUGAAGAGCGGCGGCCCAGAGAAAAAUGUGUUCAACAGGAGAAUGUGUAAAACAUUUAGUGCGUAAGUUGGAUUUUAUUUUUGUAAGCUGAUUUCCACUUUUAAAACUAGUUUUUGCGGUAUUUUAACAAAAAAACACACUUUUAGAAAAGGCGUUCUGUGUGAUAAAAUUGCAACGUACAAAUUUGCCAGUUUUGUUUUGAAACAAACCGAGAAAGUGGUAAGAGGCGUGUUUGAAGAAAAUAUGAAAACUUUGCAAAAAAAACUGAAACUAUAUUGUAAUUUUUAAAAUAGUUUUAAGGUUAUAUAAAAACUGUAAUUUAUUUUUGUAGCAGCACUGCCGAUGAAGCGUGGAGUUCGCUCGAAAUCUGUGAUGAACUUUUUGAUCAUUGUGAAAUGUGAACCUUUUAUAUAAAUAACGUUAACUGCGCGAACUCGUCAUUUGAACGCAAAGCAUGUUAAACUGUAAAAAUAAAACAUACAAAAAAUGUUGUAAUUUUAAAAGGUCAGUACAUAUAUAAAAGUGCCUUUUUGUAAAUCUUUGAUGUAAUUUUUGAACGUUUCUAGUCCCCUCAGCAACUUCUUCUUUCCCUAUCAUCAGCUCUCUGUUAUUCAUUUAGAUUGAUGGACAUGUUACCAAACCUGCAACACACGCUUGAAACUCUCAAUUAAUGAAAUGUUGAAAAAUGUCACUUACGAAGAGAAAAAUCACACUUUUGUAAUCCCUCAGCAUUCAGCUCACUUUCGUUCAAUUGUGUUUGUAUUUGGCACCAUCCGAGAAGAAGAAAUACACACAGCAACUGGACAUUGUGGUGCUAAAUUAGCGGUACCCUUAAUAGACGUUAAGUUAUUAGCUAAUUUAUUUGUAACACACAUGUCUUUGUUUAGUUGUCAUUGCAUUGUAUUUAUCAUUUUGAAGUCGUCUGUCACCAGUUUAAGUGUGCAUCGAAAUAAAAAUAAAAACCAAUA
Molecule: messenger RNA, 2199 nt
Organism: Neocloeon triangulifer
Lineage: Eukaryota; Metazoa; Arthropoda; Insecta; Ephemeroptera; Baetidae
Product: G1/S-specific cyclin-D2-like
Exons: 4
Coding region: 9-1022 (337 amino acids)
Biological process (GO): mitotic cell cycle phase transition; regulation of cyclin-dependent protein serine/threonine kinase activity; positive regulation of G1/S transition of mitotic cell cycle
Cellular component (GO): cyclin-dependent protein kinase holoenzyme complex; cytoplasm; nucleus
Molecular function (GO): cyclin-dependent protein serine/threonine kinase regulator activity
Source: RefSeq, a predicted model, not a curated record